AUGCAGUCUGUCAAUUUGACGAUUAUCUUUUCUUUCAGGCGGCGACGUAUGCAUGGUGGUGCAUUCAAAGCUAUGAAAUUUCCAAAGGAGCAGUGUGAAUUUCCGCUCAUCAACGUUUGCGGGACUGCAGAGAAACGCCGCUAUAGCAUGACUGAAAAGACCGAGAGUGAGCCAAUCGCCAGUCGCCUGCGGCGCAAUAACGAUUCGCCACGAGAUAUAAUUGUGGCGGCAAGACGUGCGCCUGUUCGCCUACUAAUCAACAAGCCAUAUUCGAGUGGGAGCAGCGCUGGUACUUCAAACAAAGCGACUUCUUCUGGUAGUGGUAGCGAAGUCCCUUGUCCAGCUGCUAAAAGGAACCGUUGUAACAGUUGGAGGCCCUACCUCGAUCUCGAAAAAAUGAUCAAAAAUCGCAUUUCAAACGAAACACCUCGCAGUGGCGUCAGCAAGAAAGAACAGCGCGCUCAGGAUCACUAA
Molecule: messenger RNA, 474 nt
Organism: Ostertagia ostertagi
Lineage: Eukaryota; Metazoa; Nematoda; Chromadorea; Rhabditida; Trichostrongylidae
Source: the annotation of a GenBank genome assembly